UUUCCAAUUAAAUUCCACCUCUCCCAGUCCCUAUUCCAGAUCCUCCAACCAACAAACCAAAAUAUGUACUGUGAAGCUACUUCUGAUUUUGACCUCCGCCUCUUGGACUCCAUUCGUCGGCAUCUUUUGGAAGAUGAUGAUUUUGAAACCCAGUAUCCAGCUACAUUCUCCGAAAAUUUAGCGAAUGUUCAACUUCCGAUUACUUCGGCUCAGAUGGGUUGUUCCAAAACUGAUGCUGUUGCAAUUAACGUUGAUCAAUGGAUGACCUUUGAUCAGUUAUUUGAUGCAGCGGAGGCUGCCGCUGAGGUCUCAUUUCCCAGCUGCGAAAUGUCUUCUAAGGUGGACACUCCUCAAACGCCACCGAAGAAGGUGCAUUAUAAGGGUGUACGGAGGAGGCCAUGGGGGACGUACGCAGCGGAGAUAAGGGAUCCCAAGAAGAACGGUGCCAGAAUCUGGCUUGGUACUUACGAGACGCCCGAAGAUGCUGCACUGGCUUACGAUAGAGCGGCUUUUAAAAUGCGUGGCUCAAAAGCCAAGCUGAAUUUUCCUCACCUUAUUGGUUCCGAUCAGGUGCAGCUGGUGAGAUUGAGCAAUAACAAGCGCCGGUCACCAGAGCCCUGUUCGCCUUCCUCUUUGUCUUCCAUGUCGGAUGACGGAACUCCCAAGUCAAAACGGAGGAUAAGCGAGUUAGGAAGUGAUGACAUACAUCAAUUGAUGUCAACUGAAUUUUGACGAACCGUUAGCCGUUUACGAAAAGUGUAUAUAAUCAUUUACAUUUGAAUGCUAAUUAAUUCCCUUUUUUGAGUAAUUCAAAAAGCUAUAUGAACUAAA
Gossypium raimondii (Peruvian cotton) is the source of this 831-nucleotide messenger RNA. RefSeq names its product ethylene-responsive transcription factor 2. The transcript has a single exon. NCBI's taxonomy places the organism in Eukaryota, Viridiplantae, Streptophyta, Magnoliopsida, Malvales, Malvaceae. Gene Ontology annotation, biological process: ethylene-activated signaling pathway; regulation of DNA-templated transcription. Bases 64 to 732 code for a protein of 222 amino acids. Gene Ontology annotation, molecular function: DNA-binding transcription factor activity; DNA binding. The record is from RefSeq and is a predicted model, not a curated record.